Solanum verrucosum is the source of this 462-nucleotide messenger RNA. RefSeq lists its product as uncharacterized. Bases 1 to 462 code for a protein of 153 amino acids. The record is from RefSeq and is a predicted model, not a curated record. NCBI's taxonomy places the organism in Eukaryota, Viridiplantae, Streptophyta, Magnoliopsida, Solanales, Solanaceae. Gene Ontology annotation, biological process: box C/D snoRNP assembly. The transcript has a single exon. Gene Ontology annotation, molecular function: box C/D methylation guide snoRNP complex binding.
AUGAAGUCCACAAGCAAUGCUCUGUUGGACUUGGAGGGGGGAAGCAAAAGCUCUUUCUCAUCCUUCGAAUCAAAACUUUUGAUCUGCAACGGAGGGAGUGAUCUGCAGUCACAAAUUUCCAAACUUAAUCCGACUAUCAAGAAGCCUGAGAUCUCUUCAACUUCCCAGAGCCAAGUUCUAGACAAGGUCAAGAAUUUCCUGGGAGUGUUAUCAGAAGCAAACAAAAAACUGGAGGUUGAUGAAAAGGAAAAUCCUAAAAAGUAUGAUAUAGAAGAACUCACCCGGGAGGAUUCUGAAUACAUAGAAAUGAAUUUAAUAUUAGGUGUUGCAGAGCUUUAUUCCUCUGAGGCUGUUGCUACUGCUGAGUCUGCAAUAGCUCAUCAGCAACCAGUGAUUCCAUUAGUUUCAAGCAGUAGCGCAACCACCAAUGUUGAUGACAGUAGCGACGAAGAUGAUGGUUGA